CCCGGGAAGCCGAGCUGCAGGUUGAGGCAAGGCGCUGUGCUGAGGGGACACCAGCUAAGCAGAGCACCACAGAGCCUUCCAGUGGUGAAGUGCUUCAGGGACCAGCAGGGAAGAGAGCAGAAUUGUAGGGUGCCAGGUCCCAGCUGUCUGGGGGCUCUUUCUGGGGAAGUGCUGAGACCACUGGAGAUGUAACCUUCAGGUUUCUGUAGGCAACUUGGGAGGGGAACCCACUGGCAGUGCAGAGGUAGGAACAUGGCUGAGAACACGCAGCAAGGGCAGCUCUUGCUCUUCCAGCAACUGGACUGGAAGGGUUAAGCCCUGGUCCUGACCCCCACCUCCCGCUGUCGUUCUGGGCUGCAGAGCCAGUUGGUGACAAGAGGCUGAUGCUGAUGAGGGAGCAUGUGAAGCCCGAGCUGUGAAUGGGGCUUUAUCCCAGGAGGGACCUGCCUCUGCUCCAUCCCUGCCCUGCUGCCAGCACCAGCUGCAGGCGCAGUGAUGUGCCAGUAGCCUCUGAGCUGGGAGGCAGGAAACUCGCCCUUGGGGCAGGCUGAGGUCUCCCUGCAGUGCGUGGAGGUCUCCUGGGAAGACAUGCAUGGGCAAUCUGUGCUCCAACGCAUAGGGCCUUUGUGAGGGAGGCAGGAAAGAUGAAAGACACAGGAAAGGAAGGACACAGCCCUGGUUGUUCUCUUAUGGUGCUGCUCUGGGGAUGCUCUACCACGUCCUGCAGCCCUGCCUGAGGGGUGGGCUCAGCCCCAGUGCAUGGACCAUAGCUCUCCAGGUGGCACUGAUGCAGAAAGGAGCUCCACUAGGCUCCAAAGAAUGAGACAGAGGCAUCCCCGCAUAAGAAAUGCAGCUGCAUUUGCAACUGCUGCUGCCUUGGCUCUGCACUUUGCUGUAAGGGUAUAGAUUCAUCUGUGCAACCGCCCCACUGUGCCCUCCCCACCCAGCCACCCACCAUGCCAGAGCUGGCAGAACUGAGCAACCCCCGCACCCCUGCGGACGCGGACCACAUCCAGAGGAACAUCUUGGAGGAGCAUGUGGAGCUUUGGUGGUUCCAGGACCCCAAGAAGUCCAUCCUGUGCUAUGGGAUGGCUGUGGUGCUGAUCCUGGCCUGCGGGAUUGGGGGCAUCAUCCUGCUGUACAGCACUAGCAGCCGGUCUGGGGAGUGGCGGCUGGCCGUGGGCACCACGCUUUGCCUCCUGGCCCUGCUUGUGCUGCUGAAGCAGCUGCUGAGCUCUGCAAUCCAGGACAUGAACUGCAUCCGCAGCCGGGAUCAGAUCGAGCUCCUGAAGAGCGGGGGCUUCUCGGACUGCCUGAUGCUGCUGCUCAGCGCCCUGGUGCUGGUGGUCUGUGGGGUUGUGCUCACCAUCCUCUCCACCACGACCAUGCAGCUCAGCCCCGCGCGGCCACUGGCCAGCAUGUUCACCAGUGGGGUUGUCCUCCUGACUGCUGGCAGUGCCAUCCUCCUCUCCCUGCUGCUCUACCUGCUCUGCACCUCCUGCCGCCAGGCUGCUCCUCGGAGCCUGGAGACUGGCGACAUCCGUGUCUUCACCAUCUCCGGCCGCCUUGCUGCGAACAGGCGGCUUCCUCCCACCUCCAGCAUGGCCAACCUGAUCUGACUCAGGACACCCCUGCAUGAGCUUCACUGGAUACGACCCAUCAGCAGGGCUUGUGCCAGCCUUUCCAGAGCAUUGCGGUGUGCCUCGUGCUUCUUCUGGAGAUGACUGCUGUUUGCUUUGCCCCAGGCUGACAGCACAGCAGGGACCUGGGGUGCCUGGACAGGCUCCGUGACCUGGAGAGCGCAGCGCUGGCCUGUUGGUGUUUUAUUUCCACAAAGCCUUCUGCAACAGCUGCUGCCUGCCCGGCUGUGACCUCUGGGACAGAGUUAAGGUGAGCCUGCCCUUAACCCUGAGGACCCCAGGAGUUGGUUCCUGCGGUUCCCAGAACUGCGUCGUGUGCUCUCCUGGUCGAAGGGGCUGUGAUCGCAGGUGGCAUAAAUCCACCCUGUGCUCUGUGCACAGCCACCAGCUCCCAAGCAAAGUAGAGCCUUUAGCAGCUAAUGAACGGCAGGAAUAUUCUGCGUGUCAGCAGGAAUGCAGCACAAGUGAAGGGAGCUUAGUGGGAGGUACGGCUGCAGGGUUUGCUCCCAAGAAAGCACCAGUGUGUCUGUGGAGGCAAGUGUGGGAUUUGCAUGGGAUUCUGUGUGCCAGAGCCCCAGCAUAGCUGGACCUCACAUGAAAUGCCAUUUGUGUUUGCAGUGCCAAGGUUUGUUCCAAUAUUACAUUUCUGUAGCCCACCAUCUUCUGUGGUGGUUUAUCAAAGGGGCGAUCACAUGGUGUUGGUGUCAGGGCUGAACUGUGUGUUAGGGCUCCGCUAUCAUGCCAGCGUGCUCCAGCCGUGCCAGCCACAAACAGCAAGGUGCAGUCACUGGGGGAUGAUGGUGGGAUGCCCAGAUCCUGGGGCUGCUGCUGUGCCAGGGUGGUGCGAGGGGGGAGCACUGUUGCCCUCUGACAGCACUUUCCCAAGCAGAGGCAUCUCUGCUGCCACGGGAGCACUGCAGCUCAUCCCAGUCCCUGCACGUUCCCAUGCUGUUUGUCUCCCAAGUGCUGCAGCUGCUGCCGGGCAGAAAAGUUCUUCUGCUUCAACUUGGCCCUUACCUGGAGCUUUUUUAGUGUUUUCUUUCCACAAAGUGUCUAUCACUGAGGUAUCUUUCCCAGAGGCAGACUAACAACUCAUCCCUGGGAGCUUUUCUUGUGACUUGAGGCUAAUUUAUCUGUCAAAAUUCUCAUUUCCUCCAUAGACCCAUGAACCAUUUCACUGCCCUUUCUAUCUAUAGACACAGAUCCUAACCUCCUAACGAAGCUGCUCCUGUGCAACCUUCUCUUCCUUCUCAUCUUCCUGUCUCCUCCUUUCACCCCCUCGCCUGAGCUGCUCUGCCCUGGAGGUUAUUUUAGCUCAUUAUUUGCUAAGUUCCCUCUGUAAUGGGACAAGACUGAGCUAUUAUUUUUUGGUGCCUGGUAGCGAAUUUAUUUGGAAGAGGACAGUAGCUCAUUCCCUUAGUAACAGCUUGAAUCACUGGCUAUGUUACACCUGGAGGCAGUGUCAGAGUUCAGCAUCAGUGAACCCCACCAGGUAUAUGCUGGACAAUGAGGACUUCAUCCCUUUGCAGCUCCAGACCACACCAUCCCGAUGCACUCAGAUAACACGAGGGUAAUUCUGUAUUCAUCCACUCUUGCCCUGCACCUGCUGGCUUUCCUUACCCUAAAGACCUGGUUUGUUUUCUCCAAAGUAUGGGAACAUCAUUUUGGCUUCUCUUUCUGUACCUCUGUUACUUCUACAUUUUCAUCUGCCACUUUCAUAUUAUCCAUAAAUUUUAUUAAACUGCUGUUCCUCCUGCCUCCUCAUCUGCCCAAGAGUUCAGAGGGUGUUACUAAGCUCAGGUCCUUCUGUGCUAAACCCUCUGCAAAGGAAAAAGGCACCCUUCCCCUCCAGGCUGUUUGACUGUGGGUCCAGCGGGGACCCCUGUGCAUACACUGGGAGGGACAGGCCAGAGCUGACAGUUUUGCACCGUCACUGUUACUGCUGCUCUGCACAUCUGUGUCAGUGCGCGUGCAGAGCUGCACCACCUCUGCCCACAUCAGUGCUUUAGUAGUUACUCCCAGCUCCCCCAACCUGCACGUGUGGACAGGCCACAGCUGCCUGCACACCAGCUGCUUUGCACAUCUGGGCAUUUCUGUGAAGAUGCGUGACUGUGCCUAGCUCACAGCUCUGCACUGCCUGCAUGGCAAUGCAUCUUCCCCUUCGUAGCCCCUCCAAAAUGUGCCCCAAGUAUCCAUGAAUUGUGCCAGAAAAGGAUGCUGGUGGGCUGCGUCAGCAACCCAAGGAAGGAACGGCUGAGGACAAGCUGUUCCUGAAGGUGGUGGCUUGGGUGUCUGGUGCCCGGAUGGACAGCCCGCACUGCCCCAGUCACUGACUCAUCUCUGCAGCAGCGGUACUGGUUUGUUCCUUUCUUGGUUCCUAUGUUGUGCGUGGAAAUACAUAAUAAAGUGUUACAGAAGUCGACCACGUUGAAGGCUGAUGCUUGAGCGUCAGCCCCUCUGUGAAGCGUGAAGUGGCAGGACUAUGCAGAGCUGGCCUCUGCUCAGGCUGAGCCCAGGGCAGAAAUCACGACAGCCC
Falco peregrinus (peregrine falcon) is the source of this 4176-nucleotide messenger RNA. RefSeq names its product transmembrane protein 125 (gene TMEM125). The record is from RefSeq and is a predicted model, not a curated record. The transcript has 2 exons. Lineage: Eukaryota; Metazoa; Chordata; Aves; Falconiformes; Falconidae. Bases 957 to 1619 code for a protein of 220 amino acids.